Trichomonas vaginalis G3 is the source of this 292-nucleotide messenger RNA. RefSeq lists its product as uncharacterized. The transcript has a single exon. The record is from RefSeq and is a predicted model, not a curated record. The annotation marks the transcript as partial. Lineage: Eukaryota; Parabasalia; Trichomonadida; Trichomonadidae.
AUGUCUAGCGAUUUCGCUAUCUAUAUUCGAGACAAGCUUUUCGACAGCAAAACAUCUGUCGACCAUAAAAUCUUACAUAGUGUAAACAAGAAAGGUGAAUUUGUUCUAAAGUUCUGUUUCUGGGAAUAUGACAAGAACCAUAAAACAUUAAGCAGAGCAGUCUUAAAAUUUGUCAAUGACAGACUUGUUGACAGAGAUGACGCCUCUUGGAGAGAUGAAGUCCAACAAAACUUCUUAGAAUGCAAAGAAGACACAUGCGCUGUUCUUGAAGAUGAAAUAGAAAACAGAAUAG